AUGAGGGUUGCUAGGGCGGACAACAGUCAACAGGGUAAGAAAGGAGCAGGGAGAUCGAGGAGGAAUCGAGGAGUGGGUGGAGUGUCAAAGGGUUUUGCACUGAAGCGUGGGAUGGGUGGGAGAAAGGGAGGAGCACGGGGGAGGAAGAGUAGUCGGAGCAAGGGGGCUUGUGGUCGGCUGGAUGGUGAAGAGGAGGCGGAAAGGUUGAGGGUGAGGGGGCAGAGGGAGGAGGGAGAGGAAGGAGGGGAGGGAGGGGAGAGAGGGAGACAUUUAGAAGAGGAGGAUAGCGAUGUGGUUCUGGUGGAGGGACCUGGGGAGGGGAGGCUGGGCGAGGAGGAGAAAGAGGGGUGCGCUGGUGUGGGGAGUGGUGCUGCGGGUGUGGGGGGCGAUGAGGGGAAUAGGACCUUGGACGCGUCUCAGAAAUCCGUUGGUGUGGGGAGUGAUGAGGGAAGUAAACGUUUGGACGCGUCUCAGAAAGGUGUUGGUGUGGGGAGUGAAGAGGGGAGUAAGGACUGGAAGGAGAGGAAUGUAAUCUGCACCCAAUAUCCAGCCAGAACGAAUAACGAGGCAUCUACUAACAGGGAUAGGAACUUGAUCUGUACUCAGUUUUUUGCUAUCGAGCCAAGGAGUGGGGAAGUGGGGAGCGGAGAGGGGGAGGAAGGAGAAGGAGAGGAGGUUGAGGAGAUUAUAAUGGAGGAGAGGGAGGAAGACGAGGAGACUGAGGAGGGGGAAGAGGAGGGAGACGAUGAGGGAAAGGAUGAGGAGGAAAAGGAAGAAGACGAGGAGGAGGAUGAGGAGGAGGAGGAGGAGGAGGAGGAGGAGGAGGAGGAGGAGGAGGAGGAGGAGGAGGAGGAGGGGGAGGAGGAAGAGGAGGAGGAAGAAGAGGAGGAAGAGGAAGCAGACGGGGGCAAGGAAGGAGAUGAUACCAAAGGAGCAAAUGAUGAGGAUGGAAGAGGUAUCGAGUGGUAUGGGGGGGAUGAGGGGAGCCCGGAUGAGCACAGAGUUUUGACAGACGAGAGGGGUGGCAGGGGUGGGGAGAAGGACCACCAUAUAGGGCGCCUGCACUCCUGUGCAGCAUGCAUGCACGGCUGGGGUAAGGGGAACGAUAAUGGACUCGUGCACUCCUGCACCGCCUUUGUGCACGCUGUGCCGUAUGUCAGCCUGCUGCUGCCGCAUGUCACCUUCACUCUGCAUGGGCUGUGCGGUCCAGAUGAGCAAGGGGAAAAAGGAGAUCUAGAGGAGCAAGAGCCAGAUGUUGAAAGUGUGGUUCUCACUGUAGCAGCUUCAAUGGCAGCAGCAGCAGAAGAAGCAGCAGCACCAUUAGAAGCAGCAGCAUCAUCAACGGCAACUGCUUUAACUACCACCCUCUCUCCAGCUCUCUCCUUCCCUCUCCCGGCCUUCUACCGGUGGGCAUCAGCGUGUGAGCGGUUGAGUGCAGCAGCAGUGGGGGCCACGGAGGCCUGUGGGGCGGACAGCUGGCUCAUGUCACACCUGCUGCUGCAAUCAGUUCAUUUCUCGUGUACCGGAGAGGUGGCACAUGGAGAGAUGGUGGCAGGGGCUGCAUCAAUAUACAUGCAGUAUGCAAGGGCACAGGACGACCUGAGAAAGGCCCUCGAAGCUUGCCGGUUGCAGGCGUCUAGGCGCAGGGGCGCACCUGCCAGCCCUGCUGGGAUACAGGACUUGAGCUUCCUGCUUGACAAGCCCCUCCUCGUCUUAGCCCCUCCUCGCUUCCCUCCCCGCCUUCCCCCUUCGUCUUUCCUCCUCGCCUUUUCCCUGCGCGACCUUCCCCCUCCUCGCUUUCCUCGCUUCUCCCCCUCCUCGCUUUCCUCGCCUUUCCCCCUCCUCGCCUUUCCCCCUCUUCGCUUUUCCCCCUCCUCGCCUCUCCCUCUUCUCGCCUUUCCGUACCUUCCCCCCUUCCCUCAAAUACCCUUAACCGCCUCCUCCCCCUCUCUUGCACCCCAUUCCCCCACUUUCAUUCCCGCUCCGUGUAGGUCUCUGUUUCCUCUUCAGCGCAGCCUUGGGCCGAGCCUAACCGCACACGGAGUGGGCUUUGUGGGAGUUUCUUCUCCUGCCUUCAAGAAACGAGAGGGCAAGGAGAUGACAGAGGAGAAAGCAGAACAGGAAAGGAGGAGUGGAGAACCGUUAGAAACGAGAGAGGAGGGAGAGGGGUUAGGGGAAGUAGGGAAGGGAGAAGGGAUUGGGGAAGGCGAAGGGGAAGGGGAGCGAGGGGAGGCGAAGGAGGGAGGGGAGAUUGACCAGGGAAAGGGGAGAAAGCGGAGGAGGAUCAUUCGCUUGAGUGAAGGAAAUGAAGAGGAGAACGAAGGGGGGGAUACAAACGAUGACGAAGAGGAGGGGUGGGGAGAAGAGGAGGAGGGGUGGGGAGAAGAGGAGGAGGGACGUCAUCGCAGGGAAUGCUUUGAAGCCAUUAAGAAGUGCCUGGAAGCUUGUGACGGGGCAGAGGGGACGAAGGGGGCGGAGGGGGCGGAGGGGGCGGAAGAGGCGGAUGAUGCAGAAGGGACGAAGGGGCUGGAGGGACAAGGUGGCAGCAGCCUGAGCAGCAUGGAUGACGAGCAGCCGCAAGAGACAAGCAAGCUUAUAGUCUUUAACCUGUUUGCCCUUGAAGCAUGGCACAUAGCGGAACAUUUCGAAGUCAAGUGCAUGGCUGCUGCGCCCUACGUCAUGCCUUACAGGCCUCCCCACCAGUUCCCUUCGCUCUUUGCUCGCAGCCACCCGUCCCUUUUCCGCCGGUUGCAACGAGCAGUUAGCCCACACGAGCUAUCAUGGGCGGAGGUGUCAGAAUGGAUGUGGCCGCUGCUCUUCCCCUGCCACCGGUGGGCACGGUGGAGGGAAGCUUCUCUGUGCCUUCCUCCCUGCGCUCUCCUGGAUCCGGUAACAGAUGAGCCGACCCACGAAUGGCCUGCGCCCACACCCUUGCUCUGCUCUACCAGUACUUCCACCCUCCUCGCGUGCUGGGCGUACCGCGUAGCCAGAACAAUGUGUUCUAUGUGGGCUUCAGUUCCAUGGGCAGCUGAAGCCCUCAACCUGCGAGCCGUGGUCGUGACAAGUGGCGACAGCGCAUUGGAGGAGGCAGUCGCUGCAGUGUGCAGGGACGAAAAGCAGCACGUGCAGGAGCAAGAGGAGGAGUGCUGGCGAAAAAGAGCAGCAGAUUUGGUUGCAAGGGGCAGAGGCGAAAUGCUGUCAGUGGAUGAGAAACGGUGGCUGUUGUCCCAGCGACCAUCCCAACCAACACCACCCCAAUUGUCAACCUCACCGCUCUUGCCUCUCGGCCUUCCCAGGAUGUUUGCGGGUGGGAUGGUCCUUGCCCUUCGGGGCCCUGUCUCUCACGAGUGGCUCUUCCCCCGCUGCUGCUUUGUGCUGCACCAUGCCGGCAGCGGCACCACAGCAGCAGCACUGCGGGCAG
Molecule: messenger RNA, 3421 nt
Organism: Closterium sp. Naga37s-1
Lineage: Eukaryota; Viridiplantae; Streptophyta; Zygnematophyceae; Desmidiales; Closteriaceae
Source: the annotation of a GenBank genome assembly